AAUAAUAAUAAUAAUAAUAAUAAUAAUAAUAAUAAUAAUAAUAAUAAUAAUAAUAAUAAUAAUAAUAAUAAUAAUAAUAAUAAUAAUAAUAAUAAUAAUAAUAAUAAUAAUAAUAAUAAUAAUAAUAAUAAUAAUAAUAAUAAUAAUAAUAAUAAUAAUAAUAAUAAUAAUAAUAAUAAUAAUAAUAAUAAUAAUAAUAAUAAUAAUAAUAAUAAUAAUAAUAAUAAUAAUAAUAAUAAUAAUAAUAAUAAUAAUAAUAAUAAUAAUAAUAAUAAUAAUAAUAAUAAUAAUAAUAAUAAUAAUAAUAAUAAUAAUAAUAAUAAUAAUAAUAAUAAUAAUAAUAAUAAUAAUAAUAAUAAUAAUAAUAAUAAUAAUAAUAAUAAUAAUAAUAAUAAUAAUAAUAAUAAUAAUAAUAAUAAUAAUAAUAAUAAUAAUAAUAAUAAUAAUAAUAAUAAUAAUAAUAAUAAUAAUAAUAAUAAUAAUAAUAAUAAUAAUAAUAAUAAUAAUAAUAAUAAUAAUAAUAAUAAUAAUAAUAAUAAUAAUAAUAAUAAUAAUAAUAAUAAUAAUAAUAAUAAUAAUAAUAAUAAUAAUAAUAAUAAUAAUAAUAAUAAUAAUAAUAAUAAUAAUAAUAAUAAUAAUAAUAAUAAUAAUAAUAAUAAUAAUAAUAAUAAUAAUAAUAAUAAUAAUAAUAAUAAUAAUAAUAAUAAUAAUAAUAAUAAUAAUAAUAAUAAUAAUAAUAAUAAUAAUAAUAAUAAUAAUAAUAAUAAUAAUAAUAAUAAUAAUAAUAAUAAUAAUAAUAAUAAUAAUAAUAAUAAUAAUAAUAAUAAUAAUAAUAAUAAUAAU
This is a messenger RNA of Calliphora vicina (urban bluebottle blowfly), 843 nucleotides long. Its product is annotated as probable serine/threonine-protein kinase clkA. Lineage: Eukaryota; Metazoa; Arthropoda; Insecta; Diptera; Calliphoridae. The annotation marks the transcript as partial. The record is from RefSeq and is a predicted model, not a curated record. The transcript has a single exon.